Molecule: messenger RNA, 1298 nt
Organism: Micropterus salmoides (largemouth bass)
Lineage: Eukaryota; Metazoa; Chordata; Actinopteri; Centrarchiformes; Centrarchidae
Gene: atp6v1e1a
Product: ATPase H+ transporting V1 subunit E1a
Exons: 9
Coding region: 126-806 (226 amino acids)
Biological process (GO): proton transmembrane transport
Cellular component (GO): proton-transporting two-sector ATPase complex, catalytic domain
Molecular function (GO): proton-transporting ATPase activity, rotational mechanism
Source: RefSeq, a predicted model, not a curated record
CGACGUGAAUCCAACAAGAGGAGAAGUAUUUUCUCCCAACUGUCUCUGUGUUUAACUGUUCCUCUGCAAGUGAUCGUGGGAAAGACGUUUUUACAGACUUUAUAAAAACAAAAAAUAUUUAAGACAUGGCGCUCACCGAUGCUGACGUUCAGAAACAGAUCAAGCACAUGAUGGCCUUCAUUGAGCAAGAGGCCAAAGAGAAAGUUGAGGAAAUUGACGCUAAGGCAGAGGAAGAGUUCAACAUUGAGAAAGGUCGUCUGGUGCAGACUCACCGGGUGAAAAUCAUGGAAUAUUAUGAGAAGAAGGAAAAGCAGAUUGAACAGCAUAAGAAAAUCCAGGUGUCCAACCUGAUGAACCAGUCGAGGCUGAAGGUGCUGAAGGCCCGUGACGACAUGAUCACGGAUUUGUUGAAUGAGGCUCGUCAAAGGCUUGCGGAGAUUGCCAAGGACCCUGCUAGGUACUCUACCUUAUUGGAGGGCCUGGUGCUUCAGGCAUUCUAUCAACUGCUGGAACCAAAAGUUACUGUUCGCUGCCGACAGCAGGAUGUAGAAAUGAUUCAGGCUGCAGUGAAUAAGAUCAUCCCUGUUUACAAAGAGGCAGUGAAGAGCAACAUAGUCGUCAAAAUCGACCUGGAACGUUUUCUUCCAUCACAGAUCUGUGGCGGAGUUGAAGUUUAUAAUGAUAAUGGGAAGAUCAAAGUGUCCAACACUUUGGAAAGCAGACUAGAACUUACGGCACAACAGAUGAUGCCUGAGAUCAGAGUGAACUUGUUUGGUGCCAACCCCAACCGCAAGUUCACAGAUUAGCAGUGGAUUUGACGAGAGCAGGGCAAACACGGGUGGAACAUAUAAGGUGACCACAGACCAUCACCAUAGUGAACAGGAGUCCGUACAGUCCACCUACCAAUCAUUAGGGUCAAAGGAAACCCUGAUUUACUUAAUGGGAUGCCACGGACAUGUUCAAAUAUCUUUUUAUUUUUGUACUAAUGGACUGAAUUCAACAAGUGCACUUUUGCUGAUGUGCCCUCUAUUUUACCUCUUCAGGGGUUGUCUUGAGAAAUCUGUUGCUCUUUUCUACUUGAUGAAAGUAAUCAAAGUUACAUUAUAGGUCACCAAAGAUACACAUUUUCAUUUCACAUAUAGCCUUUGAUAACGUUGAUUAUCUGGGAUGUUUGCCAAAUGUUGCUUGACAGUUUGUGUGUGUGAGCGCGUGUGUGGGUAGAGAAAGCAUGUUUACCAUUGUUGUGAAGCACUUACAAUACGAAAAAACCAAAGAAAUAAAUGUGUGUGACACAGAGA